Molecule: messenger RNA, 1583 nt
Organism: Lacerta agilis (Sand lizard)
Lineage: Eukaryota; Metazoa; Chordata; Lepidosauria; Squamata; Lacertidae
Product: phosphoethanolamine N-methyltransferase 3-like
Exons: 12
Coding region: 82-1572 (496 amino acids)
Source: RefSeq, a predicted model, not a curated record
CCAGUUAUCAGGGCAAUUGUCAAUUAAUAAUUAAUCAGAACGCUGGGCCCAGGGAGCAUUCAGAAGGAGCAAGCUGACCCCAUGGCAGGACCAGCAGAAACUUUGCCUCGCCUGAGGAUGCGGAAGUUCUGGGAAGAACAUUCGCAAAACUCCUCUGUGCAGGAAAUGAUGCUGGACUCGGGGGCCCAGCAACUCACACAGGAAGACACCCCAGAGAUCCUUGCCCUCUUGCCUUGCCUGAAAGGACAGGACGUGUUGGAACUGGGAGCAGGUAUAGGCCGGUUCACAGCAGCUCUCGCUGAGCUGGCGCACCAUGUCACAGCUGUGGAUUUCAUGGAGAGCUUCCUGGCGCACAACCGGCAAGAGAACGGACACCAGCCGAACGUGGCUUUCCUACAGGCCGACGUUACCAGCCUGCAGUUGCCAAGCCAGAGCUUCGACCUCAUCUUCUCCAACUGGCUUUUCAUGUACCUUUUGGAUACCGAAGUGAGUGACGUGGCCAAGCAGAUGCUUCUCUGGCUGCGUCCAGGAGGGCAACUUUUCUUCCGGGAAUCCUGCUUCUACCAGUCUGGAGACCAGCCAAGGGCCUUCAACCCCACUCUUUAUCGAACGCCUGCAGAAUACAAUCACCUCUUCACUUCAGCCCAUCAGAUGUGCGGAGACGAGCUCUAUGGAUUUGAGAUAGUCAUGUCCCGAUCGGUGCAAACUUACAUCAAGAGGAAGCAAAACCGCAACCAGGUGUGCUGGCUUCUCCAGAAAGUCCCCCGAAACCCCGAGGCCACCUGGGGAUACGACACCUUCCAGAAGUUUCUAGACAGCGAGCAGUAUGCCACCCGCAACAUCCGUCGCUACGAGUGGGUCUUCGGGCCUGGGUUUGUCAGCACCGGAGGCCUCACAACCACCAAGGAGCUGCUACGUAUGCUGGAUUUGAAACAGGGCCAACGAGUGCUGGAUGUUGGCUGCGGACUCGGCGGGGGUGACUUCUACAUGGCUAAGGAGUUUGGCGUGGAAGUCCUGGGCAUGGAUCUUUCCCACAACAUGGUGGAGUUGGCUUUGGAGCGAGCACAAAAGGAGACUGGAUCCCUGGUGCAGUUUGAAAUUGGCAAUGCCACGAGAAGGACGUUCCCAGAGAACACCUUUGAUGUCAUCUACAGCCGGGACACCAUCCUGCAUGUGCCAGGCAAGAGUGCUCUCUUUGCAAAGUUCUUGUCGUGGCUGAAGCCAGACGGGCAGCUUCUCAUCUCUGAUUAUUGCUGUGGGCCUCGCCCCUGGUCAAAAGCUUUCAUGGAGUACGUCAGACGGAGGGGCUACAGCCUUCUCACGCCCCAGGAAUAUGGCCAGGUGCUGCAGGAGGCUGGAUUCAGGCAGGUCCAGGCAUUGGACUAUACAGGACGGAUGCUGUCAGCCUUGACUCAAGAGCUGCAAGAGCUGGAAAGAAGUCAGCAGCAAUUUGUCCAGGAAUUCUCAGAGAGCGAGUUUGAGUCCUUGGCCUCUGGAUGGAGGGAAAAGCUGCAGCGCUGUGCAGAUGGGGAUCAGCGCUGGGGGGUCUUCUAUGCUCUGAAGCCUCAGUAGCUGUCCCGCCA